Cydia amplana is the source of this 1363-nucleotide messenger RNA. RefSeq lists its product as uncharacterized. The record is from RefSeq and is a predicted model, not a curated record. The coding region runs from base 15 to 1355 and encodes 446 amino acids. Lineage: Eukaryota; Metazoa; Arthropoda; Insecta; Lepidoptera; Tortricidae. Gene Ontology annotation, molecular function: protein binding. The transcript has 8 exons. Gene Ontology annotation, biological process: SCF-dependent proteasomal ubiquitin-dependent protein catabolic process. Gene Ontology annotation, cellular component: SCF ubiquitin ligase complex.
GUUUUGCUUGUAACAUGGAAUAUAUGGAAGAAGACCCAGAGCUGGGAAUGGUAUCAGAACCAGAAUCUAACAGCGCAAUAAUAAACUCUCUAAAUGCGGACUGCUGGCGCCUCAUCCUGGACUAUUUAUCGGUUCAGGAGCUCCUGCAGACGGAACGUACCUGCAAAGACUGGCAGAAAUUGGUGCUUCAUCACAUAUCACAUCGCAGAAUUAUGAUUCAAGAGAGUGAAUGUGACGAAAAUACUUUGAUAUUAAGAAAGUCAAGCGACGUAUGGCCAUCGUUCAAACGUUGGCUCAAAAAAUGUGGACCUUCAGUUCAGGAGUUUGAUGCCGAUGGCCAAUAUUUCAGGGGUGUGAUGGAGGUUCUCAGGGACACCUGCCCGAACCUGGAAGUCCUCAGGCUGACGAAUUUAAAAAAGAAGUUGUCGCCAACCAACACGCUCCACUUCCAAAAACUCACGUGGCUCGUGUUCGAAAAUUGUGAUGAGAUAACAGACGAUUGCAUCAACCAGUUCCUUACAAGCGAUAUGAACGAAUUGGUGAUCAUAUCCAACAAACGCGUGACAGGCAAAUUUCUAAACAAUUUGAAAGCUGGUCAAAUGAAGCGUCUCAUACUAAGAGACUGUAGAGCUUUAAAAUUCUCCUUCCUCCUUACUUACGCAGAUCGUUUAAAAAAUCUGACAGAUUUAGUGCUAUGGAAGAAAAAUCGUAGUAAAAUUGAAAUUAGAAGCAAACUUCAUUUGCUGUUAGACAAAAUGCCUAAUUUGGAACAGAUAGGCUUCAGUGUUGUGGACAUGUUUAAUAGGUAUAACGACCAGCAGUGUCUUGAGGAGAGUAAUGUGUUUUUCGAGUCGGUGUGUCGACUUGAGAAGUUGCAUCGGUUUAACGCGAACUUCGAUAUGUGGGAUCACCAUUUGGAAGCGUUGGCGAGGAAUUGUAAGGAUUUGUUGGCCUUGCACUUGUCCUGCGACCAAAUAACUCGAGAGGGGCUGGACGCGUUAUGUCGUCACCGGGGCCCCCAACUUUAUGAGCUGAACUUGUCGGGCAGCGCGCUCGUCGAUGACGACAUAGUCGCGUGUAUCUACGCCUGCCCUAAACUCCUGUGGUUAGACAUUACCUUCUGCCAUAUAUCGGCGGGCGCGGUACAACGCAUCGCGAGCGCGCGGCGCGACAUGCGCGACAACUUGCGCGACAGCAAGUACGCCAGCAACGACCACAAUAACCUCUGCUUCAAGCUGCUGUUGUUCAUAUAUCGGCGGGAUUUUAACGGGAACGAGGAAGAUUUUAAGGAUGUCAUCGAUCUGCGAUACAAAAACUACAGAGACGAUGAUUACACCAGUGAUGAUGAAUAUUAAGAGGAAAC